GGAGGGAGGGGCGGCGUGGGUUUUUGGGUCCCCUCUGGGUCCUAACGCCCAGGGGGUCACUAGUCCAGAUUCUGCUCUCACUGCCUGCCGGCCUGGUGCUGCCAGCCGCUGCUCGGGGCCAGGGCUACCCCGCGGAGUGCUUGCUGAUCAGGCUAUCUGAGGCUCAGAAAAUGACAAGGCAGAGCUGACCUACAGGUGUGACAUUGAUAUGCUCUUGCUCAAGUAUACACAGAAGUAGGAAGAGAGCUUCAUUCAUUUAUAUGUUUUAAUGUAUGCAUAUGAUGCAAAGAGGAGAGUAAUCUUUGAAGUGUCUCAGUUUCUGUAAAAGAAUAUAAUUGAAGAUUAUGUUCUUUAUCCAGACACUAUAGAUUAAAUAGUUGGAGAUUCGUCAUCAUGAAUUCUACCCCUCCAAUCAGUUACACGAUUCCUGAAAUCAAACGCCUACACUGUAUCCAGAGUGAGAUGAGGCUACUGCAAAAUAGUAGUCAGUCAGAGCUGGAUGUUACUGAAGAUCUGAGAAGGAAACUUCAUCAAGCCAAAAAAGAAAAACUGGACAUAACCACUAAACAUAACCAAGAUCUGUCCAACUAUGAAAGCCAGAUUGCCAGGUUGCGAUCUGAAGUUGAGAAAGGAGAGGCCAUUCGACAAAGUCUGGAAUAUGAACUUGUCAUUGCCAGAAAAGAUGCUGGUCUUGAAAGAUACUCUGCAGAGGAAAAGCUAUGUGAAGCUAGCACUCGAUUUCAGCAGCUGCAAGCCAUGAAUGCAGAGCUUCAACAGAAAUUGGCUGAGACCGAGAAAGUGUUUCAUAUUUCUCAGCAGAAUUGGAAGGAACAGCAGCAAAGACUUACAAGUGACUUAGAAGAGAAAGAUAAUAUCCUCAAGACCUGUAAUAGUGAAUAUGAGUUACUUCUGAAGGAGAGGACUAAACUGGAAAAUGUUAUACAGGAAACUCUGGAGCAUCACAAGGAGCAGAGGAAUAUGCUGGAAUCGCAAAUCAGAGAGACAGCAUUAAAGGAGUUUAGGUUUCAGUUAGAGCAGUGUGAAGCAGAAAGAAGAGAGUUCCAGUUUAUGUUGCAGGAGCGAAACAAUGCACUGCAGAAUAUGCAUAAGAAAAUACAAGAUCUGGAAUUGGAACAUAAUAACUGCACUGACAUUCUCCGGCGACAGGCCAGUGAACUUGAAUACAGUACUGAACGAGAGGAGAGACUUAAAAAAGAUCUUGAGGCAGCUACUGUGCGAGUGAAGAAAUUGGAAGAAAAUAUUGAGGCAGAGAGAGCAGCUCAUCUGGAAUCCAAAUUUAAUUCUGAAAUUAUCCAGUUAAGGAUUCGAGACCUUGAAGGAGCUUUGCAGGUAGAAAAAGCCAGCCAAGCAGAAGCUCUUUCUGAUUUGGAAAUGAUCAAGAAAGAGUUCAAAGAGGUGGAAAACGCAUAUGAGAGAGAGAAACAUAAUGCCCAAGAGAGCUUGGAAAAACUCAAUAUAUUCGAAAGAGAGUAUUUUUCCACAAACAAGCAACUAAAUGAAGAGAUCGAGGAAAAGAAGAAAGUAAUUACAGACCUCUCUGAGAGACUCCAGGAUAAUGAAAAAAGUUGCAGAGAAUUACAGGAGGAACUUGCAAAGGCCAAGAAACGCCAGGCCUUCCUAACAGAGACGUGUGAAAACAACGUGAGAGAACUGGAGUUACUCUUGGACAGCUUUACUAUGUCAAGCCAGUGGACAGCAGGCAGUCGCAAGGACAAAGAUAAACCUCCAAGCCUCUCUGUUGUCCUUGAGACUUUGAGGAAUACCUUGACAGAUUACCAGAACAAGCUGGAAGAUACAUCUAAUGAGCUAAAGAAAACGAAAGCUUCAUGUGAGAAGAUGACGAAAGAAAUUGACUCAUCCAAACAAAAAAUACGGUCUCAAAGUCAAGACCUUAAGGAAGUUCAGGAUAACCUGGCUGAUGCCAAUGAAGAGUUAAAUCAUCUACGCACUAAGUGUGCAGACAGAGAGGCUUUAACAGGCACUUUAAAAAUGGAACUACAGAAUGUACUGCACUGCUGGGAGAAAGAGAAAGUCCGUGCCACAGAAUCGGAAAAUGAAAUCCAGAAGCUUACCAGGGCUUACCAGAAGGAUACUGAGGAGAAGCUAACCUUCCUCCAUACUUUAUAUCAGCAUUUGGUAGCAGGCUGUGUGCUUAUAAAACAACCAGAAGGCAUCCUGGAUAAAUUCUCCUGGCCUGAGCUUUGUGCAAUCUUGCAGGAGAAUGUUGAUGCCCUGAUCUUAGACCUCAGCAGGGCUAAUGAGAAGAUAUCUCAUCUAGAAUAUAUUUGCAAGAACAAGUCUGAUACCAUGAGGGAACUUCAACAGACCCAGGAAGACACUUUUAACAAAGUGGCUGAGCAGAUGAAAGCACAGGAAAGCUGUUGGCAGAAACAGAAAAAGGGGUUGGAGCAGCAGUACUCUGGACUCCUUGGGGAAGUUCAUGCAAGGGCACAGAAAUAUCAAGAAAUUGCAGAAAAAGCCAAGGAAAGAUGUUCUGUCAUUGAAAAAGCACGAGAGCAGUUGGUCCAUGAAAAUUCACAAUUGAAAAGUAUAUUAAUACAGACACAAAAGGAACAUGCAUCUCUGCUGGCAGCCUGUGCACUAAUGGGUGGUGCCUUAUAUCCUCUAUACAGCCGGUUAUGUGCCUUGUCUACACAAAGAGACUUUCUCCAGGAUCAGGUCCACACCUAUGAAGUACUCAAACAGGAAAUUAGGACUCUGGUCAAUGCUUUGUCUGAUGUAGAGGGAAAGAGGCAAGAUGAAGUGAAGAUAAAGAAAAAGCAUUUCAAAGGCAUGAUACAUGUGUUCCGGAAAGGUGUUAUUGCAGUUCUGGCAGCUCACAGACUUCAAAUUUUGGGACGGUCAAGUAGCUCUCUUUUCUCCUGGGUAGAUGGUUUCAAAGAAGGCAUAGGAAUCCUAGUUUGCAUAGGAGAGGCCAAGGGGAAACAUAAUCUAUCAAAACACCAAAAGGAACAAAUCCAUUGUCUUCAAGCACUUAGCUGGUUUACUAGUUCUGACCUUCUUGCUGCAAUAAUCAGUUCGGUGGCUGAAUUACAGGAAGUUGUUAGCAAAACAGAAUUCUCCCUCCACCUGUCACGAGAGGAAGAUCCAAAUUCCUGGCUUUGUGGACACUUCCUCAUAAGUGCCGCCAGGAAUUCUUUUUCAAAACUCAUGGACAAACUUAAUGUAUUAAUGGAGACUAUACCAGUGGAUAGCAGCAGGACCAUCACAUAUGCAGAGAAGGACUCCUUGGUUCACAGACUGGCUCGUGGACUUCAUAAAAUAAAUGCACAGGCACUAAAAUCUGGACUAGGUGAUAGAAUACCCGUUACAAAAAGCAUAGCAUCCUUGCAGAAGCAAAUAUUUGAAUUUACACAAAGGCUGCAUACAGCAGAAGUGGAACGCCGUUCACUACGCUUAGAACUCUCAGAAUUCAAACGGAAUUUGAAUGAGAUGAAAAAAGAGGCUGACAAAGCCCAGAGCCUGCAAGAGCAAUUAAAUGCAUUUAAGCAAUCUAACACAAUUUAUUUCCUUUAUCAGAAAUUGAUCACCCAUGAGAGGUUUGAAAGUGCAUGUGAAGAACUGAAUAAUGCAUUACAUCGAGAGCAGGAAGCACAAAUGCUUUUGAAUGAGCAGGCACAACAGUUACAGGAGUUAAAUUAUAAACUGGAAUUGCACUCAAGUGAAGAAGCGGACAAAAACCAAACCCUAAGUGAAGCUGUAAAGAGUCUCUCCGAGGCAAAGAUGGAGCUGAGAAGAAAAGAUCAAUCUCUGCGUCAGCUCAAUAAACAUCUUACCCAGCUGGAGCAGGACAAGCGUCGACUGGAAGAGAGCAUCCACGAUGCAGAGAGUGCCCUCCGCAUGGCAGCAAAAGAUAAAGAAUUCAUUGCCAGUCAUAUGAAAUCUGUGGAAGCCACCCUACAGAAGGUCAGAGAUCAGAUCUCGCUGUCACGGACUGCGGCAACCAGGAAUGACUUCACCCUGCAGCUACCCAAACUGCACCUGGAGACCUUUGCAAUGGAAGGGCUGAAGGGCGGGCCAGAGGUUGUAGCAUUUCAGGCUCUGAUUAUAAGUUUUAUGGAUGUCUACCAACUCGCAAGCUCCAGAGUUGCUACAUUAGAGAGAGAAAUAGCAUCUCAUCGACAUCACAUUGCAGCCCUGAAAUCAGAACUCCAAACAGCUUGUCUUCGUGAAAAUGAAAGCUUACAAUCAGAAUCACGAGACAGUUCAAACGUCCCCAUGGCUUCAAGAUCAGCACUUCAGCCUGACCAGAGCUGUAUCCCAGAUUUUUUGCCAUUGCAAGCUGAGGCAGAUACAUCUUACAGGUCUAUUCACAAUAGAUCCCAUUCUCAGUCUUCAUCCUAUUCCUCUGCCCUCAACAUCUCAGCCAGCACCAAAAGAACAAUACAAAAUGGCUUUUAAGACUUUGUAUUAACUUUAUGAGGAAAAACUGUAUAAAUUUUAAAUGAUGCAAUUAAAAUGAUAUUUUAUUGGGCUAUCUUACCUUUGAAUUGUGCUUUAACAUGUGACACUAAUUUUUACAUUUGUUUGAAAACGGUGAGUGUCUGUUCAUACAUCCAUGUUUCUGUACUUCUCACUCCUGGUGUAGUGAAACAGUCCAGUUUUUUUUGUUUGUUUUUUUAGUUUUAUUUAUCACAGUUGCUCAUUUUUAUGUAAUAUAUUUUUAAAUGUUAAAGAAUGACACAUUUUGGGUAAUUUUCUUCAGACUUAAAAAAAAUCAAUAAGCCAUUUUAGUCUCUAUCUAUCAAAGUUGUUUCAUACUUGUCUAUUUUAAAUCAGGACUGCAAUACUUUAAUAGGAUUGAGAGAGCUAUUUGAAAUGUAUGCCAAUGAUUCCUGUCAUUUCAUGGCAGCCCUGCCAUGGUUCACUGAGCCCCCUCUUCUCUCUUGUCAGCUCAACUGAAGACAAGCAUUUAGUUGCAAACUUUAAGCAGGUUGUGCAAAACAGAAAUGAUGUGACUGCUUCUCCUCCUGCACAAUAAUGUCACUCCUGGUCAAUGUGAGAAGGUCAGGUUGCUCCUACAUGAUACCACUUGCCCAUUUGAACAAGUUAAGUUAACUGCUGAAUCUGGUCCCUGCAGACGUUGAAAACUCAUCCUUUUAUCAAGUCUGCAUUUGAUGAGAAAGUAGAACAAUUGUGCAGGGAGGAUUUCUGAUGACAUGUUUAUGUACUUUAUAAGGACAGUUCCCAAACCAGUGUUGCAGGUAAUAUAUUUAGUUUAAGCUGAAAUAUUUUAAAGUAAUGGCAGUUUUGACCUUCAAAAUAGACUCCUUUUUUGUUGUUGUUGGUAGGACCCAAGAGUGACGCCCAUCUUUGAUGCUGACAGAAUUUAAAGCAAAGCCAUUGCCCUGCAUUUUCUGCCUUGUAGCACACAAAAGUAAAAUUGUAUGUCAGGCCGAGAUGUCGGGGAGCUGACAAGAUGCCCCAGUGACAUUUCAGCUGGAAAGAGCAAGUGUCUUGCAACCAAGUGGUCAAAUAUCAAAUAAUAGGUCAAGCAGGAAGGAGCUGAGUUCUAACCACAAAGAGGUUUCUGGUAACUUACUUGACAAGCUUUUGGGUGCUUUGUGGCUUGACAAAGUGAUGUUCUGUUGGGUAUCGCUCGACAGACUGUUCUUUAUCGCCUUCAGAAGAUCAGACAUUGACAUUGAUUAAACUCUUUAACCCUUAAAGGUUACAUUCUAGCAUCUUGCAUCACUAUGAGUGAAGAACAAAAGAAAAUUUAUAAUAUAGUAUUUGUUUUUGUAUUAAUCACCAACUCCCUAGUGCUAUUAACAUUUGAUGUGCUAUGUAGUUUUUGAUAAAGAGAUUGAAUGCAAAAUCUAUGUAUUAGAUUGUUUCUCAUUGUGGACCAGUGAUACAUUAUAAAAAUAACAUGGAAUUUUUCAUUUCUUGUGCUAUGUUAAAAGUAACAUUUGAUUCUAAGAAUUCUGACUACUGAAAUAUUCUUUAUUAUUUUGCCUGGAAGAUAUUUGCAUACAUAAUACACACAUUGUAAGAAAAAUCAUGCAAAUUCCCAUUUUCUCUUCAACCAAGGACUCUACUAGGUUAGAGAACUUUGAAACCCACUAGCAAGUUUUCAAGUAUUUUUGAUUUACAAGUCCCUUAUUUACAUGUGCAUCUGCAGGCACUUUGGGGUAGAUCCACACAAACAUAAUAUCUGAGCUGUCUUUAUUUUCAAAAAUACUGAUAUAAAAAGUAUCUUUUCUUUAUGAUGUGUUUGGCUUAGAUUGCUCUAUUCACUUCGUAAGACUCAGCUUCCCUCCUUCCUAACCAUGACUAUUCCGAGUAAAAGUAUUGAAAAUGCCUUACAUUUUUCUUAUAUAUGUAAUGUCAAAGGUCUUUUAUACUUGCAUGUAGAGUGACAUAAUACAUUUCACUGAGCAUUUGUUAUCUAUUGUGUGCGCAUGGUUUAUAUGCGUAUGCUUACUUUUAAAAAUAGUACCAUUUGAGAGGUGUCCGUCUGAGAUAUACUGUGCAUAAACUCUUUGGUACCUGAACUCAUUAAUGACUCAAUAAUCAAUAAUCUGGAUCAUCAACAGGAAAAUGUUGAUGCGUUGCUCGUCAGGUUUAUAAAAAAAGCUUUCGUGACCAAGUGAGAAAUUCUAAAGGAGCAGAAAAGAUCCUGCUUGGGCAGAUCUCACCUAAGAGGGUUGCAAAAAGAGAAGUUGCCUCCAUGGCAUUCCUUUCUUCCCCUCUCUGGGAACACUCUGGAACCCACUAUGUUGGGACUCUAUGCAUUUGGAGGCAGUGAGAGGGGAAAAAACAAAUUUCUCAAAUAUGUCCAUCCAUAGCCAAUAUCCUAGGUCUAUCGCAAGCUGAUUGUAGGCCAGAAUAUAGGUCAGAAAUGGCCCGGAUAGUGGUGGAUAAAUGCUCGUUUGCCACCACAGAUUUCAUCUACAAGCUGCAUUGCUACUAUUUGAUUCACUAUUUACAUGAAACUGCUAGGAGAGAUUAUGAGCCUGUGUGGUCUCAAAUGCUAGCAACGUGUAGAUGACACCCCUCUCUGUUUGUUAUUCGCAUCAUAUGCAAACACCAACACUGCCCAUUUAUCCUGCAGCUGUGUGAGGAGGAGCUGGCUGAAGCAAGGUGGAGGUUAUGCUGGUAGGCACAGGGAAACAUUUUAAAGUGCUUCUCAUCACUGUUCAUAUUUCUUUCAGUUGAGGAUGCCUGAACAUUGGCCAAACCAGACAGUCCCUACGUAAAAGAAUAAAUGGACACAAAUCAGACAUCAGGAAUAGUAACAUACAAAAGCCAGUAGGAGAACACUUCAAUCUUCCUGGACAGUCUAUAACAGAUUUGAAAGUAGCUAUACUUGAACAAAAAAAACUUCAGUAACAGACUUCAAAGAGAAACAGCAGAACUAAAAUUCAUUUGCAAAUUUAACACCCUGAUCGAAUUGGCCCAGUCAACACUGGUUCUCCACUUGUGAGGUAACUCCCUUCUCUUUAUGUAUCAGUAUAUUUAUGUUUGCAUUGGUAAUUUUCACUCCAUUCAUCUGAAGAAGUGGGGUUUUUACCCACGAAAGCUUAUGCUCAAAUAAAUCUGUUAGUCUUUAAGUUGC
Molecule: messenger RNA, 7603 nt
Organism: Chelonia mydas (Green sea turtle)
Lineage: Eukaryota; Metazoa; Chordata; Testudines; Cheloniidae
Gene: CCDC171
Product: coiled-coil domain containing 171
Exons: 28
Coding region: 394-4443 (1349 amino acids)
Source: RefSeq, a predicted model, not a curated record